Molecule: messenger RNA, 1134 nt
Organism: Colletotrichum godetiae
Lineage: Eukaryota; Fungi; Ascomycota; Sordariomycetes; Glomerellales; Glomerellaceae
Exons: 2
Coding region: 1-1134 (377 amino acids)
Source: RefSeq, a predicted model, not a curated record
AUGUCUUUCUUCACCCAAUUCCAACAAUACGCCGGAACCUUCGCAACAGUAGCAGCCGGUGCUAUCAUCGCUAGAGCCGUCGGCAUUAUGCAAUCAGACAACCAGGACGACCACUACGGGCCGGCACCGCAGGAGCCCGGAAACUACAAGCCCUCGCACGCCGAUGUCAUCGUCGUCCGUGUGAUGCUCGAAAAGGCCUUCAACUUCCCUCCCGAGCUCCUGGACCUCAUCAUCGACCAGGCCGAAUACUGGCCGCACUCCGAAGCCAGCAUCUACCACGCAGUCACACCUCUACGCGACGCCCUCCGCGUCGUCGGUACCACCAAAGACGAGAACAAGUUCAUCCUGCGCUGUCCGCCCAUCGGAUUCUCCGACUUCAAAAAGGUCGGCACGGCUUUCAAGACGGCUCCGCUCCCGCCAAAGUCGGGCGAUGGGUCUCCCGUUACGGAGCCGCUCCGCAAUUUGACGCUCCUCGAAACCACUUCGAGGCCCACCGAAGUGGUCUCUGGGCCUCCGAGAGAAUACUUCACAGGCUCCAUGAAGGCGCCGCCCACUUUGACCCAUCCGGUGCGGAAGAUCGUCUUCAAGUUGCGGAGCAAAGAUCAAGGUUGGGGCGGUGGACAUGGCGAUCGUGGGUCCUACCGAGGAUCCUGGUCUUGGUUUGAAGCUGGCUUGGAGAAGUUUGAUAAGGAGCGCACCUGCGAUGGAUCCUGCAACACAGCAGAAGACAGUUCCGACACCGAGUCCGAACGGGCACCCUUCACCAACGAAACGAAACUCUGCACCUGCGGCCUUCAAUCGAUAUGUCCUCUUGUCGAACCCACUGCCGACGGAAAGCUUGCCUACUCGCAUGACCUCCAACCACUGGAGAACCUCAAGAUACAAACCAACAAGACUGCUAAUAGGGACUUUAUGGACCAUGAGGUGGUAUGGUCUUGGACCGACGACAUUCACCCAGAGUCACCCGAUGCCGACAGACUGGCUGAGAUAGGUCGCGGUAAGGGCACCGGGACUGGACAGUUUGUUCGUAAACUGAAGCUGGGAGACGUGGUCACGGUAUGGGGCAAGGCGAGAUUCGGUGGCUGGGCCAACUACGUGGAGAGUGUCAAGGUUGAAAUCUACUGGGCUGUUUGA